AUGACUGUUGGACGCGGAGUGAGUGCGGGUUGGGCAGGUGUGCUGUUUGCGCACAGAGAGAAGUCACUGUUUGGGGAGAAAUCGAUGAGGGGGGAGAAGGACGUCACAUUCGUCGUUUCCCAGACGAGAAGUUUGGGCGGGACGGAAGAAGGAAGUCGCGGAAAAUGGGAAGAAAAAAGGGAAGGAAAAUGGGACCUUUGUCGUCAUGGGGCGGAAGGUGCCGAGCCACGGGAUCGGAUUAUUUACCUUUCCGAUCAUGUUGACUGCCACUCUUUAUUAGUCAGCAGUCACACGCUCCCCCCAGAUGAUACUUCACAAAGCAAGCUGCACCAUCCCGUCUUCCCGUCAGCGCUCUCUCUCUGUCUGCCUCGCAACCGCAUUGCUGAUCGUCCAGGCGAGCCGGAGAGAGAGCCCUCAACAGCCGUCGUGCAUCCGUCUGUCGAUGGAAAGCUCCUGGCGUGGGGGACGACGCCCAUCUCUCCUCUCUUCGCUCUACGGAGUAGCUCGAGCUUAAACUCCCAUCUCGCUGACGUCGAAUACGAGUAUUAUUCUCCCCAAAAUCUCUCCCAGAGACAAAGGAGUUGCUCCUCGGAGCUAAGAUCUCUUUGUUUGAAUGCUUUAAAAGUCGAGCCGCAAUUGCAGCGUGCAGAAAUAGCUUUUUGA
Coccidioides immitis RS is the source of this 663-nucleotide messenger RNA. RefSeq lists its product as uncharacterized. The record is from RefSeq and is a predicted model, not a curated record. NCBI's taxonomy places the organism in Eukaryota, Fungi, Ascomycota, Eurotiomycetes, Onygenales, Onygenaceae. Bases 1 to 663 code for a protein of 220 amino acids. The transcript is spliced from 4 exons.